Messenger RNA from Cuscuta epithymum, 1310 nucleotides. Lineage: Eukaryota; Viridiplantae; Streptophyta; Magnoliopsida; Solanales; Convolvulaceae. The record is from the annotation of a GenBank genome assembly.
CCCAAAUCUCAAUCCCCAUUUCUCUCUCAAAUAUGAUCAUUAUUAAUAAUUCCACUUCUAACUUGUCCCUUCCACCAGUGGAUGAUGCCAAAUUCCUGCAGGAAUACAUAUUUCCUUUCUCUUCUCAUCCUAUUCCCGAUUCUACCACCUCAAUAUGCUUCUUUCCUUCUCCUAACUUCCUCGAAUCUGCAAUUCAGAGAAGCCCCCCAGUUCUAUAACUCCCGACUCUGCCCCUCUCUCCCCGCCGACACUCCGGUCUCCGGCCGCCGGCUCUGUUUUGACGACGCCGUGCACGUCGCCAUGACCCUCGAUUCAGCUUACCUCCGGGGAUCAAUGGCCGCCAUUCUCUCCAUUCUCCAACACUCUUCUUGCCCGGAAAAUAUUGUCUUCCACUUCGCCGCCUCUGCCUCCGCCGCCGACUUGUCUUAUCUCAACCUCACCGUGUCGAAGUCGUUCCCUUACCUCCGUUUCCAAAUAUACCCUUUUGACGACUCCGCCGUCGCCGGCCUCAUCUCGACUUCCAUUAGGGACGCUCUGGAUUGCCCCCUCAACUACGCGCGAAACUACCUCGCCGGUCUACUCCCGACAUGCGUCCGGCGAGUGGUUUACCUCGACUCCGACCUCGUACUUGUCGACGACAUCGCCGAGCUGGCGGCCACGCCUUUGCUCGACGGACAAGUUCUCGCCGCGCCGGAGUAUUGCAACGCGAACUUCACGGCCUACUUCACGCCGACGUUCUGGUCCAGCCCUUCUCUGUCUUUGACGUUGGCAAACAGAGAGGCGUGCUACUUUAAUACGGGAGUAAUGAUGAUCGACCUGGAGAGGUGGAGGGAGGGAGAUUUCACGACCAAAAUUGUAGAAUGGAUGGAGCUCCAGAAGAGGAUCAGGAUCUACGAGCUGGGAUCCUUGCCGCCGUUCUUGCUGGUGUUCGCCGGCAACAUAGCUCCGGUGGAUCACAGAUGGAACCAGCACGGGCUCGGGGGAGAUAACUUCCGAGGUGUCUGCCGGGACUUGCACCCCGGUCCGGUGAGCCUAUUGCACUGGAGCGGCAAGGGUAAGCCUUGGGCUCGACUCGACGCCGGCCGCCCUUGUCCGCUGGACGUUCUUUGGGCACCUUAUGAUCUCCUGGAAACGCCUUACUUUCAUGAUGAAUCAUGAUUAUAGCUUGAUUAGUGCAUAUAUACUUCGUACAAUACAAUCGUAUAUGGUGUAUACGUCCAUGCAUGUAUAUUAAUUUUAUAAUCUAAUUCCAAAAAUAGGCCAUACUGAAUGCACAAGUGCCUCAAUUGGUUGAGGACGAUUGCUAGCAC